Hevea brasiliensis (rubber tree) is the source of this 718-nucleotide messenger RNA. Its product is annotated as splicing factor 3B subunit 6-like protein. NCBI's taxonomy places the organism in Eukaryota, Viridiplantae, Streptophyta, Magnoliopsida, Malpighiales, Euphorbiaceae. Gene Ontology annotation, molecular function: RNA binding. Gene Ontology annotation, biological process: mRNA splicing, via spliceosome. The coding region runs from base 125 to 499 and encodes 124 amino acids. Gene Ontology annotation, cellular component: U2 snRNP; catalytic step 2 spliceosome; precatalytic spliceosome. The record is from RefSeq and is a predicted model, not a curated record. The transcript has a single exon.
GUCAACAAAAGCCCCUUAACAAUCCUCGUAUAUAAGUCAAAUUUACCAGCAUUGUCUGAACCCAAAAGCUUCUGCCUCAUUUUCUGAGCAGCUAGACACUGCGGAUACUUCCUUCAUAGUCGUAAUGACCACUAUCAAUCUCCGCAAGGGCAAUACCCGCCUUCCGCCGGAGGUGAACAGAGUCCUCUACGUACGAAACCUUCCCUUCAACAUAUCGAGCGAAGAGAUGUACGAUAUUUUCGGCAAGUACGGGGCGAUUCGCCAAAUACGGAUCGGCACUAACAAGGAUACGCGAGGGACGGCCUUUGUAGUCUACGAGGAUAUCUACGACGCCAAAACGGCCGUGGAUCACUUGUCGGGUUUCAACGUUGCAAAUAGGUAUUUGAUCGUUUUGUACUAUCAGCAGGCCAAGAUGAGCAAGAAGUUUGAUCAGAAGAAGAAGGAGGAGGAGAUUGCUAAGAUGCAGGAGAAAUAUGGGGUUUCUACAAAAGAUAAGUAAACUCUUUAAUUCGAAUGAAAACAAACCUCAUAAAAUUUACUUCUGUAUUUGGGAAUUUUGUGGUUCUCUUCUUAUUUGGUUAAUGUAAUGUAUAUUUUGUUAUGGCCGGUAUUGCUUUAUCAUCUACGUUCUUUUAAUUUUAGGGUGUGAUGUACUGUUUGUUAUGAACUUGUACAUUGUGAAUGAUAUGUUAGUAAUUGGAAAAGGUGUGAUUGAAUC